AUGGUUUUCCUACGUCUUACGGUCAAGGUCUACCCUCGCGAACAGACCCAGUCCUCUUCGUCCUUUUCGAUCCGCUCGUUCCUGGGUGACCGUGACCGCGAUGCUUCGAGUCAGGGCUCCUCUGGACCGACGGCGGGGAAGCCGGCUUCCUUCCUGUUGGUCCUGGAGAACCCCGAGGAGGUGACGCUCGGUGGAUUGGCGGGCAUGAUCCGGGAGAAGUGGGCGAAGCUGCGGCCGGGUGCUGAGCCUCUGGAGAUCAAGAAACUUGUCGACGACGAGCACGACUCCGACGAUCUCGAUGCCGAGUUGACCGUCGCCGAUGUGUUUGUGGAUAAUGGCCGGGCCCGCACCGAUGGCGCCGACCAGCGCGGAACGGUCCGUGUGAUUCAGAAACCGGCGCCCUAUGCACCUGUCCGGUUCCCCUCCGUGACGCAGGACUGGGAUGCCGCUGCGCAGGACUUUGAGCGCCAGAUCAAGAUCAAGAAGGAGGCGGUGCAGGCGAGUCUGCGCAAGAUUCCCACUAUCCUCGAGGAGUCUCAGUCGUUUUCAGAACGCGAUACAUCCACUGACCAGGUGAAUGGGGGCGCUGCGCCUGCGGACGAUCGCGAGCGUCGCAGGGACAUGCCGCUUUCCUCGGUGGAGCAUGAUGAGAUCCCCAUGUCGCCUCCGCGGUGGGGUGAGUCGCCUGUGCACGAGAAGGACUCGCAGGAUCCGCAGAGUAGUACUGUUGUGGCUACGCCACAGCACAAGCGCAUGGAGAGUCAGGAGCUGGGGGAGUCGCCUUCACCGGAACGAGAACGGACCCCGACGCCCAAGGCGUUGACAUCUCCCGCAAAACGCGGCUCGGUCUCGAAACAGGUGCCUGCCAAUCGGUCGAUCUCGCAGUUUGUCUCGGAGCCGGACUUUCCCUCGUCGAAUCAAACGGAGCGCGAGCGCAGCGGGUCGGAGUCGCCCUUGAGUCCGAGACAAGCACCGUCUCAGCUGGAACGCGAGCCGGGUGAGGAGGAGGAAGAAGAAACUGAUGAUUUGGACAAGGAUGGAGAUGUGGCGAUGGAUGAUGGCGAUGUUGCGGCGACGGAGGAAGUACACCCUGAGGCCGAAGCCACCAGUCCCAAGGAGACGGACGAACCGAUGGUGAAUGGAAGCAAAGAGAGUUCCUCUAGGGGAGAGAUGCCCGCGCUUCGACAACGCAAGAGAAAGCAGAGCUUGGAGGCAGAAGAGCGCAACAAGAAGCCUCGUUUGGAGCCCAGCAGCCCUGGAUCGUCGGACAAGGAGAACAAGCCGAGCCAGGACCUGUCCGAGCCAGCUGUCAGCAGCCCGUCCGCUCGAAGACAUGAGAGGGCACCGUCGUUCUCUGGCAUCGGCCGACGGUCGAGUCUCUCCGAGAAACCCACCGAGGCUGCGAAACCCGGUCUCGGGCUGGGUAUCACGAAGAGCCCCCCUGGCAAACAGUCGGUGAUGCUUCCGUUGUCCCAGGAGUCGACCGGGUCGGUAUCAGCCACUCCCCUCUUUUCCAGCAGAGCGCCUACGAUCCGCCGUGCAUCGUUGGUGGAGAACGAUGCCACACCGUCCAAGCAGACUCCUGCUCUGGACCGAGUGAAGCACCUGCAUUCGGCUUUGCGGAAGGAUUCGCCUGCCGACAAGUCCGCGCAACGCCGGUCUGUGUCUUUUGCCGAGGAAGACGACGUAGUCAUUACGGCCUCGACCCCGAUUCCCAAGUCGACUCCGCAGACCAACGCCAAGGGCAAGGGGACACCAGGUUCUGCUGCCUCGUCCGGAAAGAAGUCAUCGACACCGAGCAAGAUGGUGUUCCCUACCGGUGUUCCUCCAGAACGGGUGGAACAGUUGAUGCGAGAAGCGAAUCAGAAAUUCGAAAAGCAGAACAAGGACAGGGAAGAAGUCGAGGAGAUGAUUAGAGUUGCCAAGGAGCAAAAUAGGGAUCCGGCGUACCUGCGCAGUCUGGAAGAGCUACUGGCCAAACUGGAACGGGUCCAGAAACUUGAGAAGCGAAACCGCAGCAGCGAGAGAGACAGGCUCGAGCGAGCUCGCGCUGAGCUGAGAGAGAAGCGGAAAGAAAUUGCCAAAAUGGAGGCAGAUAUGAGUGCUUCUUCGCAGGAUGGCAAGCAACUGAAGGCGGAUUUGUCAAAGACUAACGGGAAUGCAAGCACACCAAAGGCCGAUACCGCAUCAAAAGCGAAGGGCAGUGCGAAGAAGUCGACACCAGCUGCUGAACGGAACGGCUCCCCGAAAAAGGCAGCGGAAGUAAAGAAGGGAACAGAGCCAUCUACUACUUCUCCAACUGCCGAACGCAAAGGCUCGACUAAGAAGGUAGCGGAGGCCAAGAAGGGACCGGAUUCGACUGCUACUCCUACAGCGGCCAAGUCCCGCACGACAGAAGAGGAACCGAAGGGCACUCCGAACGAACCACCAGAGAGCUCCGCUGAGGACGCCAAGCUGCCUCCUGUGACGAAGAUCCAGCGCGGCGACCUCCCCAAGGCCAAGGCAAAUGGCACGAAGAAACCUUCCCCCUCCGAGCCAGUAGACGUGUCCUCCUCCUCCUCCUCCUCCUCCUCCUCCGAAGAAUCCUCCGAGCACUCCGAAUCCGAAAACGAGGAUGACGACGAGACCGACGCUGAGGCCGACACCCAGACCGGCAGCAGCGACAAACCCGCCAAGAGCAAGGCCGACCUCCUCCGCCGCGGCAGCGCAACCCCUUCGUCGCAAGGCAACGCGCGGUCCCCCGCACCGUCGCAGUCGGCAUCGCAAUCCUGGGGUCAACCGAUCAACGGGACGCGCAGCCGGGCCACGCUCAAGACGCUGCUCGUCGACAAGAAGAAAGAGUCGGCGGAAAAGGCGCAGCAAGCGAAGAAGAAGGUCGUCGGCGCGCCGAAACGGCCGCGGAAUAUCUUCUCGCCUCCGUCGGACGACGAUACCGAUGAGAGCGAGUCGAGCUCCAGCUCCAGCUCCAGUUCGAGUGAGAGCGAGAGCGACAAGGACAGUGACAGCGAUAACGAGAGCCAUAGCAGUGCGGAUGAUGGAGAUAUCAUGUCUAGUGGGACAGUGGGGAAACUGCGCGCCGCGCGAAAGAAGUAA
Aspergillus thermomutatus is the source of this 3093-nucleotide messenger RNA. RefSeq lists its product as uncharacterized. The coding region runs from base 1 to 3093 and encodes 1030 amino acids. The transcript is spliced from 2 exons. The record is from RefSeq and is a predicted model, not a curated record. Lineage: Eukaryota; Fungi; Ascomycota; Eurotiomycetes; Eurotiales; Aspergillaceae.